CGUGGGAGGUGCCGGCGGCCGGCAGUGGUGGAGGGUGUUUAAAUUAUUGCUGGGGAGCGGGAGGCCUCCCCCCAGACCCCAUAUGGAAGAAAGAGAGCCCAAGGGCGAAAUCUCACUUGGUGCAUCUUUAGCGCUGAUGGCUGUUGAAUUAUGUGGCAAAGGCCACUGACUGCCUGAAAGACCAACCAAACCUACUUGCAGCUGCUACGUUGAUAAGGUCCUACUCCCCACUUGGGUCGUCCCAGUUGUGGGAGACGUACAGUUAUGUCCCAGGCGGUGGGCUUUCGAGUGGGUGCGGAAUUCUCGUCGUACAGCGAACUGCACCGUGAGUUCCGGCGCUACCAGAGGGACUGUGCCGUGCAGCUGUGGACCAGGCAUUCUCGCACCAUCGAGGCCCAGAGGCGGAGGGCACCCAAACGGCCCAUGAACGACGCACUCAAGUUUGCCGAGAUCGACUAUGCUUGCAUCCACGGGGGCAAACUCUUCAGGGCCAAAGGGACCGGAAAGCGGACAAACCAAAGAACCAACAAGACCAAGUGUCCCUGCGUUAUUAAAGUUCGCCUGUCUCCGGAUGGAGAUAAGUUUGUGGUGAAAGAGAUGAUUGAAUCACAUAACCACACAGUACAAGAGGCUGAGAGGGAACGCUUCCCACGACAAAGGCGCUUUGACAGUGCAGUACAGAGGAAUAGAGCAGAUAUUAAGGAGAACCUGGGGGUCACAGCAGAUCAGGGAAUCCACCGCGAUGAUAGCUGCAGAGACAAAUGGAGUGUGUGCAAGACAAACCGGACUGACCUGGAAAAGAUGGUGCCCCCACUAGCAGCUGCCAAGGAUGCCACUGUGGUUGUGGUGGUCAGCAAGGCAAACGUGCUGCAGGCCAUCUACUUCCAGGAUAGCAGCAUGAAGCAGACCUUCGAGAGGUAUCCCGAGGUGCUGCUGUUGGACGUCACGUACAAGUGGGACAGCCUGCGGCUGCCCACCUUCCUGCUUCUGGUAAUCGAUGGCAAUGGCGAGAGCGAGCUGGUCUGCAUGUGGUUUGUCCAGAAUGAGGAACACGAGACCAUCAAGCAGCUACUGCACAUCUUCAAGCAGAAAAACCCGGCGGCAGAGAGGAUCCAGACAGUCAUGUGCAGCGGAAAGCCCAACCGGGGUGAAGUUAUCUCUGAAGUGCUGCCGCACUGCAAGCCCCUCACCUGCCUCUUCCAUACCCUGUGUACCUUCCAGGCAGACGUCACCACUGACAAGCUGCAAGUGACGGUCGGACAGCGGAACCUGCUGCUGGAGAUCCUUCACAACAUGUGCUACGCGGCGUCGGCCGAGGAGUACGACCUGCUGUACCACCAGCUGCUGGACACCAACGCGCAGCGGGCGAUCGACUACUUCCACCGGCAGUGGCACGGCAGCCGCGGGCAGUGGGUGGAGAGCUUCAAGCACGAGGGCGAGACCUACCUGACCAGCACCGUCAAGCGGGCCGAGCUGCUGAGCCAGCAGCUGCAGGCGCGCCUGGGCAAGAUCGCCGACUCGGCCAGCUUUGCACAGGAGCUGCUGAAGGCCAUCGACAGCCUACGGGCCGACAGCGACUGCCGGGCCGCACGCACGCUGCAGCAGAGGCCGCCAGUGGGCACGGACUCCGGCCCAGCCGCCUCCGCUUACUCAGAGCUGCUGACCGGCUACGCCUUCUCACGGGUGCGCCGAGAGCUGGAGGAGGCCGAAUGGGUGAGCUUCCUGAGCGCCGAAGCCGAGCGGGCCAGGCCAGCGUGCCGCCGGCGGGCGCUGCUCACCGAGAUCAACAGCUGCCAGUGCGCCUUCCGCACCGCCAUGAAGCUGCCGUGCCGCCACCUGCUGGCCCUGCGCCGGCUACGGGGCGACGGACUUUUCGACCCGGCGCUCUGCUCGGCGCGAUGGACCCGCCAGCACUACCUGAGGGACCACCCGCUGCUCCUCCUGCAGGACCCGGAACCCGUCCCUGUCCCCGUCCCCAUCCAGCCUAUGGCUCCCGUACCCACAUCGCCGAGAGAGCAGACCACGACAGCAACAACAGCAGCGCAGCAGCAGGAGGAGCGGUACAGCCAGGCGUUCCGGGUCUCUCAGAAACUCUCGCUGCUUGCAGCUGGCUGCCCUGCCGACGAGUUUGACAGCUGCUUGGCUGUCAUGACCGCCGUCACCAACAUCUGGGCCAGGGGUGGCCAAGUGCGGGUCACUGAGAUGAACGUGACUCACCCAGAAGAGAGAUCACCAACACCCAACAACAUGCCAAUUGAGGUUGACAAUACAAAUCAGAACUGAUUGUAAACCUAGCACGUGUAGGACAAGAGAAACUCCUCACCUUCACCGGGAUGGAUUGCCUUUACUCGGAUCCAGCUUCACAAUGUGUACAGAUGUAUCAGUUACAUAUACUCACCCGCAGACACACUGACCUGUGACCACUGCACGUGAGCUAUCUCACUGGGCCUUUGGUUUGACCGUGAAGUUAAUUCAUUUGUAGGCCUGAAGGUCAGUUGAAUUAGGCGUGCUGUGAACAAGCAAGAGAUUUUGUGGUGAUCCUGGUGAAACUUGUCAAGAUCGGUAAUGUGUUUAACUCGCAAAGGAUGAGUCUAAAUGUGAUGAGAGCAACAUACUUUUAACCCCCAAAAAGCAGCAUUUGCAGAGCGAGUGGGCAGAGAGCCUUGUUGAAGUUGACAGUGUUCCUAUACCAUUGGUAAGUUUCUGACAAGGGCAUUAACGGGCAAAAUACAUUUGUCCAAACUGUUUCACAGGUACUAACGCUUCCUUAUUUCUAUUCACGAGCACCUAUCAUCACUAAGUGGCCUGGAUACAGGUCUGGAUGGAUGAAUGGAGAGGGUGCCAUCUGAGAAUGACUGUGACUGAAGCAGGAACAGUAAAAGGCCAUUCAGCUCCUCAUGAGAUCAGCUCAGAACAUGGAUGUGAGUUUGCUCACUGAGCUGGAAGGUUAGUUUUCAGACGUUUUG
Molecule: messenger RNA, 2966 nt
Organism: Stegostoma tigrinum
Lineage: Eukaryota; Metazoa; Chordata; Chondrichthyes; Orectolobiformes; Stegostomatidae
Exons: 8
Coding region: 265-2283 (672 amino acids)
Molecular function (GO): zinc ion binding
Source: RefSeq, a predicted model, not a curated record